Candidula unifasciata is the source of this 1581-nucleotide messenger RNA. NCBI's taxonomy places the organism in Eukaryota, Metazoa, Mollusca, Gastropoda, Stylommatophora, Geomitridae. The record is from the annotation of a GenBank genome assembly.
AUGGGAAUCACAGUGACGUUAUCGAAACCACAUCGUCGAUUGUACAGCCUAUCCACAGACAAAGAGGACGACACCGUCAAGUUCUCACGACAAAUCGACAUGUUCUUCGACAGAGCCGCUGGUUUACUGGAGGCCACACUUGUAGAUAAUCUCAGACAGCAGAUACCGGGUGCAUGGUCUGUAGAGGAAACUGAGAGAAAGGUUCGAGGUGUUUUAUCGGUGAUCAAGCCGUGUUCUCACGUUCUGUCCCUGACCUUCCCCAUCCGCCGUGACUCAGGUCUUGUGGAACUCGUGUCUGCCUACAGGGCUCAACACAAGCAGCACAGGACACCCAAUAAAGGGGGAAUUCGGUACAGCCCUGACGUCGACUAUGACGAGGUCACAGCGUUGGCGUCACUGAUGACCUACAAAUGUGCUUUGGUAAACGUACCCUUCGGCGGGGCUAAAACUGGCGUUAAAAUUGACCCAAGGAAAUAUUCAGAAGACGAACUAGAACGCAUCACUCGUCGCCUGGCCAUGGAGCUGGGCAAGAAAGGUUUCCUACACCCAGGGAUAGAUGUACCAGCCCCAGAUAUGGGCACGGGGGAAAGAGAAAUGAGCUGGAUUGCCGACACCUAUGCGUCGACUUUAGGCUACGCAGACAUCAAUGCCAGGGCCUGCGUCACCGGAAAACCCAUCAGCCAGGGUGGCAUUCAAGGUCGAAUAUCUGCCACAGGGCGUGGCUUGUAUUUUGGAGUGAAAAUUUUUAUCAUGGAUGCAAACUUCAUGGAAUCUAUAGGUUUGACCCCUGGCUUUCACCAGAAAACCUUCAUUGUGCAGGGCUUUGGGAACGUCGGUUUCCAUUCAAUGCUGUAUCUUCACAUGGCCGGGGCCAAGUGUGUAGGUGUGGCAGAGUGGGACGGCAGCAUUUAUAACCCACAUGGCAUAGAUCCGGUGACACUUCAAGAGUAUCAGAAACUACACGGAACCAUCAUGGGCUUUCCGGGCGCCUGCACGUACGAGGGUAACCUGUUGUGCAAGCAAUGCGAUAUUCUAAUACCGGCGGCCAGCGAGAGGCAGAUCACAGCCAGACUAGCUCCACACAUCCAGGCUAAAAUUGUGGUGGAGGGCGCCAACGGACCGACAACGCCAGCAGCAGAGCGGAUAUUGCUGGAGCGAAACGUAUUGGUGAUUCCAGACGUCUACGUCAAUGCUGGCGGCGUCACCGUCUCCUAUUUUGAGUGGCUGAAAAAUAUCAACCAUGUCAGCUACGGCCGCCUGACUUUCAAGUAUGAACGGGAUGCGAACUACCAUCUCCUCAACAGUGUUCAGAGAUCCAUCAACAGCUGGAUGAGUGACGAGAAAAUGCAAGGGCAGAUCAACAUUACACCAAGCGACGAGUUUAAAGCUCGCAUUGCAGGAGCUUCUGAGAAAGAUAUUGUUGACUCUGGUCUGGAGCAAACGAUGGACCGAGCUGCUGAACAGAUGAUCAGGGCAUCACGUAGAUAUAAACUCGGCCUAGACCUUCGCACAGCGGCCUACAUCGUUGCCAUUGAGAAGAUCUACAGCUUCUACAAGGACUGUGGCUCGACUUUCUUUUAA